CCAAACUUCCUUUGAGAAAAAUUAUAUUUCCAUAUAAAAUAUCAGUAGAAAACUAUAGCAUCAGUGUAUAAAAAGAUAAUAAUAUUUCCAAUUAGUAGUGUUCAAGAAUUUAUUUUAAGACGUCAUACAAAUAUCAACUUCUAUUUGGUUAAAUACUUGACAUAUAAUAGCAGUCGAUAUGUCGAUUAAUAUGAAACGCACCUAAUGUACCUCUUCUCUUUUGAUCCUAACUGGAGCAUGCACCAGCCUUUAUGGACUACUGUUGCAGCGUUUCUGUUUAUAAAUGCUGAAAAAUGCCACCAAAACAAAGGAAAAUAGCCAUUAUGGGUUAUAGAUCUGUUGGCAAGUCAUCACUGAGCAUACAAUUCGUCGAGGGACAGUUCGUGGACUCAUAUGACCCUACUAUAGAAAAUACAUUUACAAAAAGUACUCGAGUAAAUAGUCAAGAUUAUGAAGUUAAAUUGGUAGACACAGCAGGUCAAGAUGAAUAUAGUAUAUUUCCUACACAGUAUUCUAUGGACAUCCAUGGUUAUGUCUUGGUAUAUAGCAUAACCAGUGCUAAGAGUUUUGAAGUUGUACAAAUUAUUUAUGACAAGUUAUUGGAUAUAACGGGAAAAGUCCAUGUCCCAAUUGUAUUAGUAGGAAAUAAAACGGAUUUAUAUGUAGACCGAAUGAUAACAACAGAGCAGGGUAAGCGAUUGGCAGACUCUUGGCACGCAGCUUUCUUAGAAACAAGUGCAAAACAAAAUGAGUCUGUUGCAGAUAUUUUUCAUACAUUAUUGAUUGAAAUUGAAAAAGCAGAUGGAAAUGUACAAGAAAAGUCAAAUUGUAUUGUUUCCUGAGCUAUAUUAGCUGGGAAUAUGAUAAUACAAUGUAAAUGUAUAAAACCAAAUGAUAAAAUUGGCAUUAUAUUAAUACACGUCCGAAAACAAAUUAAGUGUAAUAAUAUUAAAAUAUAAAAUAGCAAAUGUAAAACAGUUAUGUCUCUUCAUGUUGUACAAGUCAAAAAUAUUAUAAAUAUUGUGUAUUCGAGAAUAUACCUAAUAUAAGUAUUUUCAUUAUUUACUUUUGCG
Messenger RNA from Eufriesea mexicana, 1073 nucleotides. It is a transcript of the gene Rheb, whose product is annotated as Ras homolog enriched in brain. Bases 294 to 842 code for a protein of 182 amino acids. The transcript is spliced from 6 exons. Gene Ontology annotation, molecular function: GTPase activity; GTP binding. Gene Ontology annotation, cellular component: membrane. Gene Ontology annotation, biological process: signal transduction. The record is from RefSeq and is a predicted model, not a curated record. Lineage: Eukaryota; Metazoa; Arthropoda; Insecta; Hymenoptera; Apidae.